CAGAUGAGUGUGACCACAUCCUUAUGGUGGCCCGGGUGCACGCUGAUCAGGUACAUCUCACAGACAAUCAAAUGCCAGUAGGUGUGGCCGCGGUCCCCGAGGCUGACCCUAAUUGCAACUAUCAAACUGGUCAAGAUGGCCAACACUGCCAAGACCAAAUGCUACAGUGCCUCCUAGUGGGCAUGCAAAACACAGCCCAAAAGUCAGUGGCUGACAUUAGAAAGAAACUUAAAAAGGCUGAUGAAGGCCCCCAAACUCCCAUAUGAGACCUGGUAAACAUGGCAUUUGAAGUUUUUAAUGGCCAAGAGGAAAAGGCUGAGGCCACCUUCCAGGCCUGUCUACAACAAAAGGCUGGUCCACAGGAAGCAAUCCCAUUGCUUGAACUUCUCGGCCUUCUGGACGACUGACACAGCCCAGACUUGAAGACCCCCAUCACCCUUGCCGAACCCAGGGUAAUGCUGCAGGUAGCAGGUAAGUCCAUUUCCUUCUUAGUGGACAUGGGGGCUACCUAUUCUGUAUUGCCUUCCUACUCAGGACCUAGCAUACCUUCCCAGGUUUCAGUCAUGGAAAUUGACAGAAAGCCUUCCUGUCCUAAUCAAACCCAUCCUUUAGCCUGUGUCCUUGAGGGACACCCCUUUUCCCACUCUUUUUAAAUUAUACCCUCAUGCCCAGUCCCCCUUUUAGGUAGAGACAUUCUCCAGACUGUGGGGGCAACUCUCCAACUCACUGGCCCCCCACAUUCAAGCCCAUCAUCCGCCCACCUCCUACUGCCACUCCUAACCUACACCACACCCUGUCUUAACUCCUCAUCCCAACCCCCUAUCCCUCCUGACAUAGUUAAUCCCCUGGUAUGGGAUACCUCCAAGCCUGUAGUGGCCAAACAUCAUCCCCCGGUUAAGAUACUUCUAAAAAAUCCUACCCACUUUCCUUCAUGUCCUCAGUUCCCCAUCUCGAAGGCCCACCGUCAAGGCCUGAAGCCUAUAAUCACCCACCUGCUAGCCCAGGAACUACUUAUUCCCACCAGUUCCCCUUGUAACACUCCUAUCUUGCUGGUCCAAAAGCCGUCCGGCAGCUACCACCUGGUUCAGGACCUGUACCUUAUUAAUGAGCUGGUGGUACCCCUCCACCCUGUAGUCCCCAACCCAUAUACCCUAUUAUCAAACAUUCCCUCCACUACCUCUCAUUUUAUAGUUCUUGACCUCAAGGACUCCUUCUUUACCAUUCCCCUUCACCCUGCAUCCCACUUUCUCUUUGCCUUCACCUGGACUGAUCCUGACACCAACCUGUCACAACAGCUUACCUGGACAGUCCUGACCCAGGGGUUCUGAGACAGCCCUCACAUUUUUGGACAAGUCUUGACAGUCGAACUUGGCAGGCCGCCUUCAACCCAGUCUCCUUCUCCAGCACGUAGAUGGCCUGUUACUUUGUAGCUCCUCCCUCUCCCUAUCCCAACAGCAUACUGUCACUCUCCUUAACUUUCUCGGAUCUCAGGGAUACCGAGUAUCUCCCUCCAGAGCACAGUUAUCAGUCACCUCGGUGGUCUACUUGGGCAUUCGCCUCACCCCCAAAACUAAAAGCCUAAACACAGAUCACCGGAAGGCACUUCUUUCACCGCAGCCCCCGGAGAUUGCCGACCAGAUUCUCUCUUUUUUAGAAUUUGUAGAAUUCUUCUGCCACUGGAUACCUAACUUUGCCUCUCUAGCUAAACCUCUGUACAUGGUGGCUAAGGACACCCCCACGGGACCUCUCUCCCAUCCUGAGGUUGUAAAACAGGCUUUUAAAACCCUCCAAACUGCUCUAUCCACCACACCCAAACUUCAUCUGCUAGACCUCAAUUGCCCCUUUUAUCUGUUCACUGAUGAAAAACAGGGCAUUGUUGUCAGGGUUCUAACCCAACCCCUGGGUCCUGUGUUCAGCCCUGUAGCCUACCUAUCAAAGCAACUUGACCCCAUGGCCAGGGAGUGGCAGCCUUGCCUGGGGGCCCUGGGAGCAGCAACAGAACUUACCAAUGAAUCCCUAAAACUGACCCUGGGCCAGUCCAUCUCAGUGUUCUCUCCUCAAUGGCUUACCAACCUCCUCUCUCACACAUCCCUCAUUCACCCAGUGCCCUCUCAUCUACAGGAGUUCCACCUGCUCUUCAUUGAAAAUCCUUCAGUCAGCCUUCACCCUAUUUCCCCACUCAACCCAGCUACCCUGCUUCCUCUUCUGUCUCCUUCCCCUUCCCCAGCCCACUCCUGCCCUGAACUAGUGGAUGCACUUGCUAAACCUUGGGAGGGCCGAUCCGACCUUCCCCUGCCUAACCCAGACCUUACUUUCUAUGUGGAUGGAAGUUCAGUAAUAACAGCCAACGGGAGGCAAAAGGCAGCCUAUGCAGUAGUCACAGAUUCGCCACCCCCAAGGCACGUUGCAUCCCUGACGAAACCAUGUCACAAAAGGCAGAGCUCAUUGUCCUAACCCGAGCUCUCACCCUAGCACAGGGAAAGUGAGCAAAUAUGUAUACUGACUCACAAUAUGCUUUUUUUAUUACCCAUUGCCACUCUGCCCUCUGGAGAGAGCAGGGAUUCCUUACCAUAAAAGGGUCCCCCAUAAUCAAUGCUACACAGAUCUCCAAACUUUUCCAGGCCUUAUCAUUGCCCAGGGAGGUUGCAGUCAUACACUGCCGAGUAUGCCAUCUCCUGGGGCAAUGUGCACACAGACACAGCAGCAAGAUCUUUAACUAACGUCAAGUUGACCCCUACCCCUGUUCUCUUCCUUACCAUGGCCACACAGCCUGUAUAUUUACCAUCAGAAAAGCAGGCCCUUAUACAAAAGUGGGGAACAGAAUCUAAUCAGUUCUGGAUCUUCCUAAAUAACAGAAUCACCCUUCCUUGGGAACAGGCCCCUAAAAUUACUGCUGAAAUCCACCAAUCCUUACAUAUAGGGCCUAAGGCAUUACACUGCUUUGUACAGCCCCUCUUUUUCUCACCAGGUCUGCAACAAACAAUUGAGCAGGUGCACAAGGCAUGUGUUACUUGCUCUAAGGCCUCACCUCAGGGAGGCUUAAGGCCACAGUUUCCUACUCACCAACUGCAGGGCAACCUGCCAGCCCAAGACUGGCAAAUUGACUUCACUCAUAUGCCCACUCACAAAAAGCUCUGCUACCUCCUAACUUUUGUAGAUACCUUUUCAGGUUGGAUUGAAGCCUUCUCCACCUCCCGGGAGGCAGCAGACAUGGUGUCCUCCCUUCUUACUCAAGAAAUCAUCCCUUGCUUCAGCCUACCUGCCACCAUCCAGUCAGACAAUGGUCCAGCAUUUAUGGCCCAAGUAGUCCAGCUAGUUGCCAAGUCCCUCAACAUCUCCUGGAAACUACACAUCCCUUACCACCCUCAGUCAUUGGGUAAAGUUGAAUGGGCCCACGGCAUCCUCAAAGACCAUUUAGCCAAACUUGCUAUUGAGGUAAAAUCUCUUGGCCCACACUCCUACCUCUUACCCUGGCCCGGGUCCGGGCCACUCCAUGGGGGCCAACGGGCCUUAGUCCCUUUGACUUGCUGUAUGGCCAGCCUUUUCUGGUGUCUCAUAAUCUCCCUGUAAAACCCCCCAAACUGGCUUCCUACCUUCCCUUCCUCUCCCUUCUCCACCACUUGCUUAGGGAGCAUACGGACUGCACCCUCCCUGUUGUUCCGGGACUGGAGGACCCCCACUCAGCAACACCUCUCCAACCAGGUGACAGUGUUCUCCUCCAGGAGCUCAAACAAGAAUCUUUGCAGCCCAGGUGGUUGGGACUUCACAUUGUUAUCCUAACCACCCCCACAGUGGCCGAACUCCUGGGUCACACUCCGUGGUACCAUGUGUCCCACCUCAAGCUGGCACCCCAAAACAAUCAGUGGAAAUCCAAACCCCUGGGCCCCACUCACCUCCACCUCACCCAUUGCCCUGACCUGUCACCCCCUAAUCCUUCAGAGCCUCCUCCUGACAGUCCUUCUGAUAUCCCCUCUUGAAACCAGCUCAUACAUGUGGCACUUUUAUGUUCAAAAGUCAUGGGUAGAUGGUGUGUCCACCCACACUCAAUAUCUAGCACAGGGUGACUGCUCAACAACAGGCUGUCAGGCACCCACAACCAUCACCAUCCCAACCUCUAAAAGUGGUGUUCUUAAAGAAGCUCCACAUUAUCAGCUGGGUCUGUGCUUCCUCUAUGACCAGCUCCAUGACUACUGUCACUGUUGGAACACCACCUAUGGAGGAUGUCCCUAUUACUAAUGCAAAAUCCACAGGCCAUGACCCUCACCCUCUCCAGACAGUCUUCUGACCCUCUGGCCCAAUGGAACCCUUCAAUUCACAAUUCAGGACC
Molecule: messenger RNA, 4327 nt
Organism: Callithrix jacchus (white-tufted-ear marmoset)
Lineage: Eukaryota; Metazoa; Chordata; Mammalia; Primates; Cebidae
Source: RefSeq, a predicted model, not a curated record